ACCAACUGCAGAAGAUAUCCAUAAUAAAUUAUCUAGAUGGUAUAAUAUAGUAGAUAAUAAUGCUGCAGAAAAUAAUAAUGAAUUAGCAAUAUUAAAAGCAUUUCAGUCUGCAGAUGCAAUUAUUCCAACAUUAUCAACAGAAUUGCCAAUUUUUUUCCCUAAAGAUAAACUUACAA
This is a messenger RNA of Racocetra persica, 176 nucleotides long. Lineage: Eukaryota; Fungi; Glomeromycota; Glomeromycetes; Diversisporales; Gigasporaceae. The record is from the annotation of a GenBank genome assembly.